This is a messenger RNA of Cyclocybe aegerita, 3132 nucleotides long. NCBI's taxonomy places the organism in Eukaryota, Fungi, Basidiomycota, Agaricomycetes, Agaricales, Hemipholiotaceae. The record is from the annotation of a GenBank genome assembly.
AUGACAACACCACCCGGCGAACCAAGUCCCCCUGCCAAUCCUCCACAGCCGCCAGUGCCGCCCCAGCCGCUGCCGCCAACUCCGACACAACCACCCCCGAAGCCGUCCUCCACUGCGACCAAGAAACCGCGGCAGAGAAAGCGCGCCGACCCCGCCCAGAAGCAGAAGGACGAGCCCCCGCCCCAACCGCAACAGGCCCCUCCUGCUCCUGCUGUCCACCCACCCGCCCAGCCCUCCUACCCUCCCCCCCGCGGCCCCAUAUUCCAGCCAUACCCCGGGCCUCCGUACCACAUCAUGAAUCCCUCGUACCCGAUGAACGGUUCACCAUACGGCCAGCACCCCCAGCACCCACCUCCACACGGCCAGCCCAUGAAUCCCGGCCAACCUAUGUCCCCCCAUCCGCCUCCGCCUCAGUAUGCCUAUCCGAUGCACAACCCGUACCCACACCACGGCUACCCACCGUACGCACAGUAUCCCCAGCCCAUGAUGAUGUAUCCUCCUCCUCCGCGCCAGAGCCUCCCUCCCGACACGCCACAGCCCGAUCCGUCAGCCUCGGCUUCCACCACGGGUACGAAGCGCAAGCGUAAGUCGAUGACUGAAGGUGGACGCGGUAAAGCUGCUGAGAGAGGUUCUGAUGAAGACACCGCUGCGUCAGGCAGUGAUGCACCACGUCCAUCUGCGACGCCCCAGCAGACCUCGUCGAGUGUGGUCGAUCUCAAAAAGCGCACCAAGACGCAACGAGCAUGCGACUCAUGUCGCAGUCGGAAAAUUCGAUGCGACGUUAUUCUUGAUUCGGAACCGCCCGUCUGCCAGCAUUGCAAGCAGUACGGAUUUGAGUGCACCUUUUUCUUGCCUAUUACGGAAACGCGAUUCAAGAAGAAGAAAUUAGAAGAAGAAGCAGAAAAGGAAAAAGCCGCCACCGCUGCAACAUCACCAGAGGCUCCGAAAGCUGGCCCCUCGCACCAGGGUUCCGCCCCGAAACGCGACAUUGGAGUUUUCGGACCUACCUCAACUGCACACCUAUUGCACUCUCAAGCUACCAUCAAUUCUCGCGUCUACGAAAACUAUGAUCAACGAUACCAGCACACCUUCGAGGUCAGCAAGUCCGGCGACGGGUUGAUCCAAGUGCAGAAGCCGUCGAGCGAAGAUCAGGCGGCGAUGGUCCAUUCCAAGCCGCUGGAUCUGCACGUUGAGCGCGACGUCAUCGAGAACCUCAUAAACGCCUACUUUACCGAUGUGGCGCCUAUUCUCCCCAUCGUUACCGAGGCCGAGUUUCUUGCGACUCCGAACCCGCCUCCGGUGUUAAUUUACUCUAUGUGCCUGGUCGCGGCGGCCAGGCGCGAGGUACCGCAAAACGUGUUUGACUCGAUCCGGUACACGGUCAACGCCAUCCUCAAGGCCGAGGAUGUCCUCUCGACCGCGAGCAUCGUCAACGUGCAGGCCCUCCUCAUUCUGUGCAUGACCGGAGACGGUCACUCGCAGUUUGUUCCGAACGCACUGUCGGCGCUCUGGAUCCGCUUGGGCGCGGCCAUCAGAAUGGCACAGGAUCUGGGGCUGCACAGGGCGGAGUCUGUGAAACAGAACAUCGAGCUGCGGAGGCGCCUCUGGGGCGCCUGUCUUAUCAGUGACCGAUGGACAAGUAUAGCGUAUGGACACCCGUACAUGAUUGACGUCCAGGACUGUGAUACUCGUCUACCGUCGUCUGGCGAUCCGACUGAUCUCUACAUGGAUGAGCUCGUACGCCUAAGCAUCCUCCUUGGCCGUGUUCAAAAGACCAUCUACAGUCCAUCUGGCCUGACUUUUACAACGGAUGACAUGUUGGAGGACUUGCUUUCAGACAUGAAGCGUUGGAAGGAAGGUCUACCUGACCAUCUCCAGUUUGUAGGCCCAGAAACCUCAAGGACAGCUGGUCUUCUUCACCUGCUUUACGGCUGCGUAUGCAUGAUGUUUUGGCGGGUCUUUAUGAGGAUCAGCUACUCUUGUCCAGCACAUCUCAAAUUCAGCUUGACUGUUGAGCAGUGGACCGAGCUCGUUCAAAUGACGUCUGACACCAUCGAUUGGCUAGAUACCCACGAAAGAGUGUAUGACGUCUGGUUGCCCAUCGCGUAUGGAGCGACUUCUUGUGCACUUGUUCAGUACCAUACUUUCAUCCGACGGAAGGAUGAGCAAGCUCAAGCGAAGCUGCGCCAGCUUCGGGAUUGUGUACGAAGAUGGGAAGGAGCCAUUUCGCCUGACCAUAUGUCCGCUAGACGCAAGACGGCGGAGAUUAUCGCACUGCUUUACGAAGCUACGCUAGGCCCCCAAUUGCCUAUAGAGACCCCGGCGCUUAACCCCACGGGUGGUGUCACCUCGAAGCAGCCAGUCCUGCUGGACUACAAGAAGGACCCCACGCGUCCUGGCGGAGGCGUCUUCGUCGCCCAUGGAAAGCCCGCAGAGCUCAAGGACCUGCCCGAAGGGACCGUCAUCAGUGGGUCCUCGGAAGAUGGAGACGGAGAAUCUGAAGGUGAGGUAGCGUCGCUUGUAGCAGCGGCUAACGCUGCUGCUACAACUUCAGCUGUUUCUCCUCCCGCUGUGAACGAUAAUGACCGUGCUCGCGCCCAUUCGUCCCCCUCGUCAUCGUCGAUCCCUGCGUCACCAUCCAUGUUCGCCCCUCCUGCGCCGUCUAACGUCUCGUUGCGCUCGCCGUCCAUGUUCUUUGCCAAUUCCGCCUCUACUUCACCCUCGUCAUCCCGGAUUGCGGUGUCGGCGGUUCGCUCUUUUUCAGCUAAUGACCACCAAUUGCAGCACUCGGUUGUUGCCGGCAGCUCAACGACCGCCCCGUUGGUUAAUCUGACACCCCUGACUGGUGGUGGACGAGGAGGACACUUCAUGAACGUCAACCCGGCCAUGAAUCUCCAAGCUCAAUCCGCCCCCGGGAACGUGCAGGUCAUGAACGUUUUGGAUGCUGCACAGGGAGGCUCGAACCUUGCCGACUAUGCUAUGGCUGAUAACGGCUUCUUGGAGGGUAUUCCUGGACAGAUGUUCGAUUGGGGUCAAUGGGAUACUUUCUUCUCUAGAUUCGGCAACACUGCCCAUGGAGGAUUCCAACAAGGACAAGCCCCGGGCCAAGGCCAGCAGCAACGUGCUACCUAA